This is a messenger RNA of Cercospora beticola, 1172 nucleotides long. It is a transcript of the gene RPL2, whose product is annotated as 60S ribosomal protein uL2. Gene Ontology annotation, biological process: cytoplasmic translation. Gene Ontology annotation, cellular component: cytosolic large ribosomal subunit; ribosome. NCBI's taxonomy places the organism in Eukaryota, Fungi, Ascomycota, Dothideomycetes, Mycosphaerellales, Mycosphaerellaceae. The record is from RefSeq and is a predicted model, not a curated record. Gene Ontology annotation, molecular function: RNA binding; structural constituent of ribosome.
GAAUUAAGCGCAGUCAACUUCACGACUGUCUACACCCAUCGACCAAGACAACAACAACCGCCACCAUGGGUCGUGUCAUUCGCAACCAGAGAAAAGGUCGCGGCUCGAUCUUCACGGCCAACACCCGCCUCAACAAGGCCCCAGCGAAAUUCCGAACCCACGACUUUGCCGAGCGCCAGGGCUACAUUCGCGGUGUUGUGAAGGAGAUUGUCCACGAUGCAGGCCGUGGCGCACCUCUCGCAAAGGUCGUCUUCCGUGACCCAUACCGCUACAAGCUCCACACCGAGACCUUCAUCGCCAACGAGGGCAUGUACACUGGCCAGUUCAUCUACGCCGGAAAGAACGCCUCGCUCACGAUCGGAAACGUCCUCCCACUCGGCUCCGUCCCAGAAGGUACCGUGGUCAGCAACGUGGAGGAGAAGGUUGGCGACAGAGGUGCGCUCGGCAGGACGUCUGGAAACUACGUGACCGUCAUUGGACACAACCCAGACGAGGGCAAGACCCGUGUCAAGCUUCCAUCUGGUGCGAAGAAGGUGGUCAAGAGCUCCGUCCGUGGUAUGAUUGGUAUCGUCGCUGGUGGUGGACGUACCGACAAGCCUCUCCUCAAGGCCUCGCGCGCCAAGCACAAGUUCGCUGUCAAGCGCAACUCAUGGCCAAAGACUCGUGGUGUUGCCAUGAACCCCGUCGAUCACCCUCACGGUGGUGGUAACCACCAGCAUAUUGGUAAGGCCUCGACCAUCUCUCGCUACGCCGCACAAGGUCAAAAGGCUGGUCUCAUUGCUGCCCGGAGAACUGGUCUGUUGCGUGGUACUCAAAAGACCAAGGACUAGAUGCAUCUGGGGCAGUAGUGGUGUUGGCGUUGCAAUGGGUUUGAACUGCGAUAUGCGCAGCUGUGGCAUGGGUUCAAGCGUGGCUAUGCAAGCGAAGCGCUACAUACCAGGAUUCAUGAGCAGAUCAAAUGAGUUCACGUUCGAAAGAAUCCACGCCCUCUUCCCACUCUCCAUGGCACGAAUGAGCACUUUGCAGGUCAUGUAUAACAUCGGGCCAGACCUGAACAAUAACGAGUGUUCAAGGGACUGCGUAGGGACCAGGUGGAGAGGACGGCUGUCGAAAAGCUACGUUAUCAAGUUCAUCUUCACAAUGCAGGAAGGCUCCAAAUUUCGUAUUCGGGC